CCGCCGCCGCCGCCCGCUGCCGCCGCGGUUCCGCCGGCGCUUGCGGUCACCCAGAAACAUGGAGGCUCCGGGUGCCCAUCGGGAAGGGCAACGUCACACCUCCUGAGGACAGCCAGGAGGACUCUGGCUUUUGCUGAGCAUUGCAUCUUGCCUCCUUCCUUUCAAAGGCUCCAGACCCAAUCUCAGCUGUCCUCGAGUCCUGCGUGCCCUUGACCAGGCAUCCCACUGCCCCUCCAGCCCAGCCCAGCCCUGGAGCUCACCUCCAGGACCUGGAGCCUACCCUCCUGCCCAGAAUGACUCACCAUUAUUUCUAGCUCAAGUGAGAAGACGUGAUGGGGAAUCAGACUGCCUGUUUGUGUAUCUAGGAUUCCUGCAGCAUCAGAUCAGUUCUGCAAGGAAGAGAGCUGCAGAUUCCUGCCUUGUCAGCCAAGCGGGGCUAUCUCUCUGGCUCUCAGAGAGACCUGGGGGCUCCCCUGCAGGAGUGCAGGCCGAUGCUGCUGUGUUUCCUGGGGCCGUAAGCAGCGCCCUGAGCUCCCUGCCGCCAGGCAGCUAGAAGGCGUAGCGAGAGGCGCUUCUCUUGGUUCCAAUUAUGACAGUGGCCACCGGAGACCCAGUGGAUGAGGCCGCUGCCCUCCCUGGGCACCCGCAGGACACCUAUGACCCAGAAGCAGACCACGAAUGCUGUGAGAGGGUGGUGAUCAACAUCUCAGGGCUGCGGUUUGAGACCCAGCUAAAGACCUUAGCCCAGUUUCCAGAGACCCUCUUAGGGGACCCAAAGAAGCGGAUGAGAUACUUUGACCCUCUCCGGAAUGAGUACUUUUUCGAUCGGAACCGCCCAAGCUUUGAUGCCAUUUUGUACUACUACCAGUCUGGGGGCCGGUUGAGGCGACCCGUGAAUGUGCCCUUAGAUAUAUUCUCCGAAGAAAUUCGGUUUUAUGAGCUAGGAGAAGAAGCAAUGGAGAUGUUUCGGGAAGAUGAAGGCUACAUCAAAGAGGAAGAGCGUCCUCUACCCGAAAAUGAAUUUCAGAGACAGGUGUGGCUUCUCUUUGAAUACCCAGAGAGCUCAGGGCCUGCCAGGAUUAUAGCUAUUGUAUCUGUCAUGGUGAUCUUGAUCUCAAUCGUCAGCUUCUGCCUGGAGACGUUGCCCAUAUUCCGGGAUGAGAAUGAAGACAUGCAUGGCAGUGGAGUGACCUUCCAUACCUAUUCCAAUAGCACCAUCGGGUACCAGCAGUCCACUUCCUUCACCGACCCUUUCUUCAUUGUAGAGACCCUCUGCAUCAUCUGGUUCUCCUUUGAGUUCUUGGUGAGGUUCUUUGCCUGUCCCAGCAAAGCCGGCUUCUUCACCAACAUCAUGAACAUCAUUGACAUUGUAGCCAUCAUCCCCUACUUCAUCACCCUGGGAACAGAGCUGGCUGAGAAGCCAGAAGAUGCUCAGCAGGGCCAGCAGGCCAUGUCACUGGCCAUCCUUCGAGUCAUCCGGUUGGUAAGAGUCUUUAGGAUUUUCAAGUUGUCCAGACACUCCAAAGGUCUUCAGAUUCUAGGUCAGACCCUCAAAGCCAGCAUGAGAGAAUUAGGCCUCCUGAUAUUCUUCCUCUUCAUCGGGGUCAUCCUCUUCUCUAGUGCUGUCUAUUUCGCAGAGGCCGAUGAGCGAGAGUCCCAAUUCCCGAGCAUCCCGGAUGCCUUCUGGUGGGCAGUCGUCUCCAUGACAACUGUAGGCUAUGGAGACAUGGUUCCAACUACUAUUGGGGGAAAGAUCGUGGGUUCCCUAUGUGCAAUUGCAGGUGUGUUAACCAUUGCCUUACCUGUCCCCGUCAUAGUGUCCAAUUUCAACUACUUCUACCACCGGGAGACAGAGGGAGAGGAACAGGCCCAGUACUUGCAAGUGACGAGCUGUCCAAAGAUCCCAUCCUCCCCUGACCUAAAGAAAAGUAGAAGUGCCUCUACCAUUAGUAAGUCUGACUACAUGGAGAUCCAGGAGGGGGUAAACAACAGUAACGAGGACUUUAGAGAGGAAAACUUGAAAACAGCCAACUGCACUUUGGCUAAUACAAACUAUGUGAAUAUUACCAAAAUGUUAACUGAUGUCUGAUUGAACCCUAUUCACAUACUCACAGCUCAAUGGAACUAAUGCAGAUAUUGCAUAAUAGCCUGCAUUGUAGUCAGUGUGUUCUACAGUGUGUAUCUGGUUCUGCAUGGAAAGCAAUAGUCGUGCAAGUGACUUUUGAUCUUUUGAUUUUUGAUUUAGAACACAGAAUAUGUAUCCAUGGCUUUCAUGCAAAUCUUCAUCACCGGCUUAGGGGUUUCCAAAGAUGGGAGUCACCUAUGGAAGCCAGGAUUUCAGAAGGACACAUUGAGGCCACCUCAUAGCAAAUACAGAACCUACCACAUCAGUGUCACCUUUUCUUCCUAAUGAAAUGCACACGGCAUCUCGGAGAUGCAAUUCCCCCCCCACACCCCACUUGAGCCUACCUCCCCCUUCACAGAGGAAAACCACGGUAGCUUAGCUUUAAA
This is a messenger RNA of Lagenorhynchus albirostris (white-beaked dolphin), 2511 nucleotides long. It is a transcript of the gene KCNA2, whose product is annotated as potassium voltage-gated channel subfamily A member 2. Gene Ontology annotation, molecular function: delayed rectifier potassium channel activity; protein binding. The record is from RefSeq and is a predicted model, not a curated record. Gene Ontology annotation, cellular component: dendrite; juxtaparanode region of axon; voltage-gated potassium channel complex. The coding region runs from base 590 to 2089 and encodes 499 amino acids. The transcript is spliced from 3 exons. Gene Ontology annotation, biological process: potassium ion transmembrane transport; protein homooligomerization. Lineage: Eukaryota; Metazoa; Chordata; Mammalia; Artiodactyla; Delphinidae.